This is a messenger RNA of Volvox carteri f. nagariensis, 252 nucleotides long. RefSeq lists its product as uncharacterized. The annotation marks the transcript as partial. The transcript has 2 exons. Gene Ontology annotation, biological process: protein phosphorylation. Gene Ontology annotation, molecular function: protein kinase activity; ATP binding. The record is from RefSeq and is a predicted model, not a curated record. Lineage: Eukaryota; Viridiplantae; Chlorophyta; Chlorophyceae; Chlamydomonadales; Volvocaceae.
AUGGUGCCGCUGCCCUUCGACGAGGCCUCCGCCAUGUACAUCGCCGCCAGUGUCGUACUGGGUUUGGAGCACCUGCACUGGUCGGGGGUGAUCUACCGGGGGCUGUCGGUGCACUCUGUGGUGGUGACGGAGGGGGGCCAGGUGCAGCUGGUGGACUUCCGGUUUGCUCGACGUAAUGAGGGCCGCGCUUUCACUUUGUGCGGCAACCCCGAGUACCUGGCCCCCGAGGUGGUGGAGGGGAGGGGGCACACC